Molecule: messenger RNA, 1233 nt
Organism: Cadophora gregata
Lineage: Eukaryota; Fungi; Ascomycota; Leotiomycetes; Helotiales; Ploettnerulaceae
Product: tRNA (adenine(58)-N(1))-methyltransferase non-catalytic subunit trm6
Exons: 2
Coding region: 325-984 (219 amino acids)
Molecular function (GO): acyltransferase activity, transferring groups other than amino-acyl groups
Source: RefSeq, a predicted model, not a curated record
CACAAAUGAGAGGUGCUUCUUCAGUCUUGGGACUUGCAAUUCGGGGAAUAUCCACCUGCCUGAUGCAGCUUACCAAGCCAAUCAGAAGUGGGGGACUUUUGGCCCCUCAAUGAUUUUUUGCCUGCCAUUGACUCCACCUCCAGUCUGACAUACGUAAGAGCCGCGCAUAGAAUAUGUAGGCAGCACAAUUCUUGAUCAAUAAAUUGAUGGGUUAAAAAAAAAGUGACAUCAAGUCAAACCCCUUGCAUUCAUCCAAUCCUUCCUAGCACCUUCGCCCAACAAUCACUUCCACGACAGACCUCAGUACCAACACAUUUGUUCACGAUGGUGUUCAAAGUCUCACCCGCAACACCAUCCGACAUACCAGGCAUCAUCCCCAUCUUCUUCUCAUCUUUCACCGGCCCCCGAGCAGAAGAGCUCUUCCCACCCACAGGAAGCGGCAAGGAAUGGCUCGCUGAUUCCAUCGAGGCCACGAUCGCGAAUCCGGGUUUAGGAUGUCAAUGGCUCGUGGUCACGGAUGAGCCUGAGUCCUCUGGUGAAGCAGUUGCAGGAGGAGAGAAGGGGGAGAAGAAGAAGAAGAAGGGGAAAGUUGUAGCGAAUGCAAUGUGGGUGAAGCAUCCGGGAGGUGAGGUUCCGUCUUGGAAUGUGAGGAUGAGAGCGGAGCCGCCAGAGGGUGUUACGAGUGAGGCGUUGGAUGGAUUUUUUGGACCGAUGGCGAGGCAGCAUCAUGAAGCAAUGGGGGAGAGGCCGCAUUUCUUCCUCGAAUCAGUCUCUACAGACCCGGCGUUCAGGGGUAGAGGUCUUGCUUCGCUAUUGCUGGACUGGGGAGUCAAAGCUGCUGAUGAAGUGGGCUGGGAGUGUUAUCUUGAUGGGACGGCUAAGGCUGUGCCGUUGUAUCAGAGGUAUGGGUUUGUGGGGAGGCAGGAGCAGGAUCCGGAUUGUAUUAGUUUGCCGAUGGUGAGGCCUGCGAAAUCACUGGUUUGAGAUAAGUUUGAUUUGGAUUGGUGGGUCAAUUUGGGUGGGAUAUUACCGCUAAGAGAGGCUUGUUGAUGAGGAGUUAUUCCAUCUUGUUUGGCUGAUGCUCUUCUGGUAUGCAGAUGCCAAAUUGGCUUUGUCGAGUGAUGAUCACAUAGAAGGGGCGGUAGAGUGGAAGAUUUUUGUGCCCAUAAUAGACUUAAUAGCAAUCGCCCUCUGCACAAGCCAGAGAUAGAAAAUGAUAUUUAAUCUGCAAGA